AUGGUUAUAUCCCGCUCUCCAGCUGCAUCAGACGUCAUGAAGGACAAAAUCUUCAUGAAUAACAUCGCCCUGCCACUCGAGGACUUUAUCUCAGUCCUCGCUGGAGACAUAGACAGUGGUCUAAGAUUUAACAGGCACGUCAGCUGGAUCUGCAAAACAGCUUCUUUGAAGGUGACAGCCCUUCGACGCAUAUCCCACCUCUUAAAUCCUCAGGGAAUACUUACACUAUACAAGUCCCAGAUCAGACCCCAUUUAGAAUAUGCCUCGUUGGCCUGGUCGUCUACUGCGCCCACCAGCCUCAACAGGCUGGACAAAAUAGAAAAACGGGCUCUCGGGCUUAUCCAGGAAGCCAAUCUUCGCCACAUCGAUGCGCUGAAACAUCGUCGCGACGUCGGGGCUCUAACGGUGCUCCACAAGGGCUCAGGUGCAGCAGGUGCCUCAUCUAGCCAGCCUCCGCCUCCCACCCCACGGCCGAGAGAGAAGUACGAGAACG
Messenger RNA from Penaeus monodon (black tiger shrimp), 493 nucleotides. RefSeq lists its product as uncharacterized. The annotation marks the transcript as partial. The transcript has a single exon. NCBI's taxonomy places the organism in Eukaryota, Metazoa, Arthropoda, Malacostraca, Decapoda, Penaeidae. The record is from RefSeq and is a predicted model, not a curated record.